Messenger RNA from Salvelinus namaycush (lake trout), 5094 nucleotides. Its product is annotated as 1-acyl-sn-glycerol-3-phosphate acyltransferase gamma-like. The coding region runs from base 283 to 1416 and encodes 377 amino acids. Gene Ontology annotation, molecular function: 1-acylglycerol-3-phosphate O-acyltransferase activity. Gene Ontology annotation, cellular component: endomembrane system; endoplasmic reticulum. The record is from RefSeq and is a predicted model, not a curated record. The transcript is spliced from 10 exons. Lineage: Eukaryota; Metazoa; Chordata; Actinopteri; Salmoniformes; Salmonidae.
ACACUGUUGGAGCUUCAGCGACAAACAAUAGCAACCAUCCUGAGUGAAUUAGCUAGCUACUGAGAAUACUUUAUAUAGAAAUCCAAAAGGAACUAAGGUGGCAGCACUAGUUAAAAUCCUAGCAUCUGCAAAACUGAAAUAAAUCCGGAGAUCCAGCCCUAGCCGAAAUCAGGUCUGUAAUACUGAGUGAAGGGCCGUGCGAGAGGGACUUAUAAAGAGAACCCACCUUGCUUGGUUGUCGUAGUGUGUAGAGGAGAGGAGUGCUCCUCAGUAGCAGCAGCCAUGGGUCUGGUAGCUUACCUGAAGACCCAGUUUGUUCUGCAGCUCCUCCUGGGUUUUGUGUUCGUGGUGAGCGGCCUCCUCAUCAACUUCAUCCAGCUCCUCACCUGCGUCCUGUGGCCCAUCGACAAGCAGCUGUACCGCAGGAUCAACACCAGGCUCUCCUACUCCCUCUGGAGCCAGCUGGUGAUGCUGCUGGAGUGGUGGUCAGGAACACAGUGCACCCUCUACACAGAUCAGGCCACGGUGGACAAGUUCGGCAAGGAACACGUCAUCAUCAUCCUCAACCACAACUAUGAGAUUGACUUCCUGUGCGGCUGGACUAUCUGUGAGCGAUACGGAGUCCUAGGGAGUUCCAAGGUGCUGGCCAAACACGAGCUGCUGAAGGUGCCUCUGAUUGGCUGGACCUGGUAUUUCCUGGAGAUCGUGUUCUGCAAGAGGAAGUGGGAGGAGGACAGAGAGACCGUGUUCAGAGGGCUAGAAAGACUCAGAGACUACCCUGAGUUUAUGUGGUUCCUGCUGUACUGUGAAGGCACCCGCUUCACAGAGAAGAAGCACCAGAUCAGUAUGGAAGUGGCAGAGAGUAAAGGCCUGCCCAAGCUCAAAUACCACCUGCUGCCCAGAACCAAAGGCUUCACCACCGCACUCAAAUGCCUCAAGGGCACAGUGUCUGCUGUGUAUGAUGUCACACUGAACUUUAAAGACCACCAAGUCCCCACUCUGCUGGGCAUCAUCAACGGCAAGAAAUACAUGGCAGAUAUGAGAAUCAGGCGGUUCCCUGUAGAGGAGAUCCCAGAAGAUGAGAAGGAGUGUGCCAACUGGCUUCAUAAACUGUACCAGGAGAAGGAUGCUUUGCAGGAGCACUACCAUAAAGAAGGCACUUUCCCGGGUCCCACCAUCACCCCUCCUCGCCGGUUGUGGACUCUACUCAACUUCCUGUUCUGGGCGGCCCUGCUGCUCUCACCACUCAUCAACUUCGCCUGCGGGGUGGUGGUCAGCGGCUCCCCUCUCCUCAUCCUCGGCUUCAGCCUCUUCCUCAUCGUAGCCUCCUUAGCCAUCCGGCGCCUGAUCGGUGUCACUGAGGUAAAGAAGACAGGCUCCAGUUACGGCGACGAGGGGUCCAAGAAACAGAACUAGACCUCUACCUCCCCCCUGUUGGUUGCUGUACGGUCCUCCUGCGGUUCCUAUCCCUCUAUUCUGUUGUCCUGCAGGUGCAGUCAGCACGCCGGGGAGGGGGCUAAGCCAUUACACCUAGAGAUAAAACCGAUAGAUCUGGAUGGGACCAAACCAUUACACCUAGAGAUAAAACCGAUAGAUCUGGAGGGGGCUAAGCCAUUACACCUAGAGAUAAAACUGAUAGAUCUGGAGGGGGCUAAGCCAUUACACCUAGAGAUACCACAGAUAGAUCUGGAGGGGGCUAAGCCAUUACACCUAGAGAUACCACAGAUAGAUCUGGAGGGGGCUAAACCAUUACACCUAGAGAUACCACAGAUAGAUCUGGAGGGGGAUAAGCCAUUAUACCUAGAGAUACCACAGAUAGAUCUGGAGGGGGCUAAGCCAUUACACCUAGAGAUACCACAGAUAGAUCUGGAGGGGGCCAAACCAUUACACCUAGAGAUAAAACUGAUAGAUCUGGAUGGGGCCAAACCAUUACACCUAGAGAUACCACAGAUAGAUCUGGAGGGGGCUAAGCCAUUACACCUAGAGAUAAAACCGAUAGAUCUGGAUGGGGCCAAACCAUUACACCUAGAGAUAAAACCGAUAGAUCUGGAGGGGGCUAAGCCAUUACACCUAGAGAUACCACAGAUAGAUCUGGAGGGGGCUAAGCCAUUACACCUAGAGAUACCACAGAUAGAUCUGGAGGGGGCUAAACCAUUACACCUAGAGAUACCACAGAUAGAUCUGGAGGGGGAUAAGCCAUUAUACCUAGAGAUACCACAGAUAGAUCUGGAGGGGGCUAAGCCAUUACACCUAGAGAUAAAACUGAUAGAUCUGGAGGGGGCUAAGCCAUUACACUUAGAGAUACCACAGAUAGAUCUGGAGGGGGCUAAGCCAUUACACCUAGAGAUAAAACCGAUAGAUCUGGAGGGGGCUAAGCCAUUACACCUAGAGAUAAAACCGAUAGAUCUGGAGGGGGCUAAGCCAUUACACCUAGAGAUAAAACCGAUAGAUCUGGAGGGGGCUAAGCCAUUACACCUAGAGAUACCACAGAUAGAUCUGGAGGGAGCCAAACCAUUACACCUAGAGAUAAAACCGAUAGAUCUGGAUGGGGCCAAACCAUUACACCUAGAGAUAAAACCGAUAGAUCUGGAGGGGGCUAAGCCAUUACACCUAGAGAUAAAACCGAUAGAUCUGGAGGGGGCUAAGCCAUUACACCUAGAGAUACCACAGAUAGAUCUGGAGGGAGCCAAACCAUUACACCUAGAGAUAAAACCGAUAGAUCUGGAUGGGGCCAAACCAUUACACCUAGAGAUAAAACCGAUAGAUCUGGAUGGGACCAAACCAUUACACCUAGAGAUAAAACCGAUAGAUCUGGAGGGGGCCAAACCAUUACAGAUAGAUAAAACAGAUAGAUCUGUAGGGGACCAAAACAUUACACCUAGAGAUAAAACCGAGGGAUCUGGAUAAUGAGAGGAAAGAAAGAGAGAGAGAGGUAUGACCAUGGAAGGAGUGUGGAGGGAAAGGAAGAUGGUCUGGAGCCAGCUCUCUGUGGAGUAGGAGAGGGCAGAAGGAGAGGCUAUGACCAGGCUCUUUGCCCCCCUUAACAACUCCCUCGGAUGUCCCCGGCCCCGCCCACUCUUCACCUCCUGACCACUGGGGUCCUCACCACCGGACAACUAAUCAGCUCACCACACAGAAGCAAGCCCACUUCCUGUUCUGAGCUAACCACUUCCUCUUCCUGUCACAUGCUCUGGUCCUUUUUUUUUGUUUGUUUUUUUUGUUUAGGUGGUGUUACUCAUGUUCACCUCUUGUAACAACAUACAGUACAUCGCCCCCUCGUUCUACAAAAUGACUGGACUUCAAAUGGGAACCAGUUUCUUGAGGCUCAGCCUGGUUUCCACUUUGCUUUUAACCUCUAAGAAAAAGGUGCUUAUUUUUCACUGUGCUUCCUGUCUCUGCUGUGGGAGCCCGCCCCCUUUUAUAUUUGUUGUCCAGGUUCAAGAUCAAAUAUAAUGGGGCGUUUCCAUGAUUCUACAAGUCUAUGCAUUCUGGUCACUGUUGAAUAUUACCACAGCACUUAUUUUCAUCUGGGCUAUGUACAACAGCAGAGAUGGGACUUCCAGUGUUUUAAAUACUGAGGCAGGUUUCUAUGUGUUAAGACUACAGUAAGGGCUCUGUAUUCAUUAACUACACGCUAACUAACUAACUACUUACUAACAUUUUAUCUUUGACAUGAUAUUCGACUCCACUGUUCCAACGCCCUCAAGUUCUGACUAAUUAUUAUUUUAUGUAGGUUGUUACCGCAUUCUCCCAUCCUUGCUCACAAGUAGAUGUCUGCACACACAUUACCAUGCCAGUUUAUGACUAGCCAGUUCCUGAGUGAACUUCUCUUCUUCUGUUGUCUCCGCUCUGUUUUACACAGCUCAACCACCCCCGGUGUCUUUACACAGCUCAACCAUCCCCGGUGUCUUUACACAGCUCAACCACCCCCGGUGUCUUUACACAGCUCAACCACCCCCCAUGUCAGUGUGACUCUUAUAAUAACCAAUUCCAGUCAAAACAGACUAUAACCCCACCUACCCUUUUUAUAGUUGAAAAACACUUGCUACUGAUUCUCCUCUCCAGCUGUAGACUCUAGUAGUGUUUGCCUCUGCAAGGGUGACUGUUUGAUUGGUUACAAAGUUCCUGUCUCUUAGGCUAGGGUGAUUUGAUUGGUUACUAAAAUUCUAUUCCUACCUCAUCUCUUCCUCUACUAAAGUCUUGUACUCAGACACACUCCACCGAUCCUUCAUCUGUAAUGAUGCACUGUGGGUAGUUGAAUUUUCUCCAUGAUAGUACUGGCAUGUUUAUUAGGCCCUGGUGUAUGUUGACAUGGUGCAGGAGUAAAAGGAUCUUAUUGAAUUGUAAUUACAUGUACAUGUGUCAUUUAACAGAAGCUCUAACCCAGAGCAAUUUACCGUCCCUAACAGUACUGUUCUACAUCUCAGUAGCCAGCGAUAUGUUACUAAAAGCUGCUUACAGACCCUGAGCUGCACAGGAAGGAGGUUUUUGCCCCGUUGUUUAUUUUUUGCUGCUAUUCCCGGCAUGCCACAGCACCACCCCUGGGCUCAGGCACUGCUACUGCACUUGCUUUCCAACACACCUGCACUUGCUUUGAACACAUCUCACAUUUGUUUAUCUAUUUACACUCUGAUGACCCGCCCCAUCUGUGAUCUGAAAGGGUUGUAUUAGGGAGGGUGCUGACUUUCCUUUACAAACUGGGAUUGACAUGAAAGCAGAUGUCAGAUUACAGGUGACUGGUAUUUCCUGAGUGCAACACGUCGUCAUCAUCAUCCCUUGUCUGGAGAAGACACCCAUUCUGUGUUACGACGUCACCAGCUUCUCUCCGUAUGUUGAUCAUGUCCUUUGUUCUUCUUUCAUUUUAUUGUAGCGUUUAAAUGGUUUUUAACCAGGACAGAUUCAUGCAAGCCUUAACAGAGUGCAGCUUCAUUAUAUUGUGUGAACGUAGGCAGACCACGCUUCCUCUGCCCCCUUAUAGUACAUCUGGAUUGAAAAGUGGUGUAGGAGACUGAUUUAGUAAGAUUCACAUACAUCUGCCCUCUGUUAAAAAAAAAAAGAGGAACUCCUGUUUAUUUCUCAAUAUAGAAUCCUGGA